Molecule: messenger RNA, 3124 nt
Organism: Pelodiscus sinensis (Chinese soft-shelled turtle)
Lineage: Eukaryota; Metazoa; Chordata; Testudines; Trionychidae
Source: RefSeq, a predicted model, not a curated record
CUCUGGAUCGGAGUUAUGGUGGUUAGAGGGCCUGUAGCCAAUCAGCGCUACGCCUGCUUCGUGGGCGGAGUCAGGAUCAGAGACGUCAGGGCCCUGAGAACUACGUGUACCGGCACCCUUUGGGGCGAAAACCCACCUCCGAGCCUCAAAGCGGAGACGCAGCCCCCCGAGAAGCGGCGGCGAACGAUUGAGGACUUCAAUAAAUUUUGCAGCUUCGUCCUGGCCUACGCUGGCUACAUCCCGUCCACUAAGGAGGAGAGUGAUUGGACUCCAUCGGGCUCCAGCUCCCCCCUGCGCCCAGAGAGCGUGGCGGACAGUGACGGCUGGGAGUCAACUCACUCAGACCUGCACACCAUUGAGACCUUUGUCAAGAAGGCCAAGUCCUCCAAGAAGAAGGCCUUCCGCCGUCUGAAGGCGGACAACUCUUUGCUGGAGAAGAUGAAGCUCAAGGACUCACUCUUCGACCUGGAUCCCGCUGCCCGGCAGCUGCCAGCACCCAAGGCCGGUUCUCCGGGGGACAAAAAGAAGGAGAAACGGAACCGGCGGGCAAUCCCCGAAGCAGCCAGGCGCAGUCGGGGGGACUCGGCGGGUGAGAAACGCUCGCGUAUCAAAAAGAGCAAGAAACGGAAGUUGAAAAAGGCCGAGAGGAAGCUCAAGGCCUCCCUGAGUGAGACGGACUCAGAAGAGGAGGAGGCAGUGGCGCUGCCUGGGGCAGGACUGGGCCUGGGCGAGGAGGAGGUGCCCUCCCCAGAGGAGCUGUUGCCUGAAGGUGGCUUCCUGGAGCCUAAACUGGGGGGAGGGGAUGGUGGGGAGGGCAAGGAGUGCGGCAGCACUGAGACCAGCCAGGACGGGGAUGGCAGUUCCAGCGAGGGCGAGAUGCGGGUCAUGGAUGAAGACAUCAUGGUGGAGUCAGGGGAUGACUCGUGGGACUUGAUCACUUGCUACUGCCAGAAACCUUUCGCCGGGAGGCCCAUGAUCGAGUGCAACCAGUGCGGCACCUGGAUCCAUCUUUCCUGUGCCAAGAUCAAAAAGACCAACGUCCCGGACAUCUUCUACUGCCAGAAGUGCAAAGAGAGCUCACGGAAAGCUGCACCAGCUCCCCGGGGCGGGGGAGAGCCCUAGAGACUUGGCCCCACUCUUCCCCUUCCACCAGCCCCCACGGGGGGCUGCUGUGUGGAGCCCAGCUGGACUGUCAUUUCUUCCCCCCCAAUUGCCUCUAGGGGUUCAAAGCUCCCUCUAUAGUAGAGGGGAGAAAGACGCUCACCCAUGCAGUCUCCCCCUUCACUCCAAGGGGGAGUGAAACUGAUGGAUGGAAGGGUGAAAUUAAGAGCUGCUGUUUUUUCCAACCCCAAUGGAUGGGGAGAGAGAUUGAGGGGGGUAAAAGGGGGAGUCCCCCCCUUGACUGUAAAUAGAAGGAAAGUGGGGGGGUUUAUUUUGAGUGUUUUUUAAUCUCACCCCUUCUUCCCUCGUUUUCUGUUUGAAAGUGGAGACUUUUAUUCCUGCUCCCACUCCCCACGAUAUUGAGGAAGUGGGGUUUGGCAAGAGGAGGGAGCCAGAUCAACAAAAGGGGGGUGGCAAAGUUCCCCUUGAGAGUGUUUUUCUGGCUAGAAAGAAAGGGGUUAUAAGUUCAAAAUAUUCUCCCUCCAAGCAGUGAAGGGGUGUUGCCUGCUGCUGUGCGGCUGUCACCAGUGGAGAGGGGACACAGCCCCGUGGUGGGGAUACUCUAAGGAGGGGGUCUUUGAACAGAGAGGUGCAGAUUGAAGAGCAGGGAGUCCAAAUGCUGCAAAGGUGGCUGGGCUCCAGAAUAAAAUGGUGGGGGAGGAGCACUGGGCCUUGCUUCCCCCCCCCCAUCCCCUUUAGACUGCUCUUUAAUCUGUUUCUUUUUGAGUGGGUGGGGUGCAAUUCCUACCCCCCCCCCUUUGUUUAAUAAUAUUUUGCAGCUUGAAUGUAAAUAAAUAAUGUGGACCCUUUUGCGUUUGUACAGAAUGGAGCUGCCCUCUUUUCUGUAUCAGGCAAGCAGUCUCUGAAAGACCCUGUUCCCCAACUUGGUGGUGGAUGAAGGGACCUACAGGGCCUGUCCCCUCUAGGGGAUGCUGGCUCCCAUCUGGCCUCAGCACAGGGACUGGCUAGCUCAGUGAGUGAGAAAUUGAGCAUGAGUCUCCUCCACCCAGGGAUGCUAACUCCCAUAGCUUAACCCCUCUAGAAAGGAGCAGAUGAGGAUGGAGGAGGCUGCCCUAGAGCACACACAAAAUGGGCAGGGGAGCUGGUACUACUCAGGGAGGCAUGCGUGAUGGAGCUAUGGUGGUGAUUGUCACUGGGUCCCUAGAUUGGGAAAAGGUGAGGUUGGAUCCCUAAUGGAGAAAGUCAGGAUCAAGGUUUUUGUAGGGCCUGCUGUAAACACCCCAUUUCUUUCUUUGCCACAGCUCACAGUUCUUCCCAAGUUUGGGAGGAAUCAUUUUGGGGUCAGCUGGAAUGUCAGCUGAUAAUUGUUUAUUAUUUAUAUUUCAGCAGCACUUAAGACAAGUGUGUGUGGAGAGGGGAGUUUCCUAAGCAGUGUCCAAACAAAACCAAAAUAAUCCCUCUUCUCUUGGGGACCCAGACAACGGGCAGCUUUUAUCAUUGCUAGAGCUCCACUUGGAGGUGGUGGAUAUCUCCCUAUGAGAAGAGGAAACUAAAACAUGAAGGAGGGAGGAAUCUUUUGCCCAAGGCCAAUAAGGGCUAGAAGCCUCUGGUCUUAGGUCACAAGUCAAGGUGCCAGACAGCCCUAAAGAGCAACCAAGCGUACAAGGGAUUGAGAUUCCCAAAACUGUCACAGGGUGCAGCACUCAUGUGCCCACUCCCUGCCUCAGUUUCCCCUUGUGAAAAGGGGUGUUGUAGCCGUACCUGGGGUCCGCAGGAAGCUGUAACAGCUGAUCACGCUCCUCCGUGCUGUGUCCUGCCUGCAGCCAAGGAGGGGAAAGCAGCUCGGGUCUUGCGGCCCCUCCCUUCCUCCCAAUCCCACUUAGUGGGCUGUGACCGAUACGCGCAGCUUCCACCAGCGCCGCCCUCUGCCCCCAUCCCCACGUCGCCGCCGACUCCCACAGGCGCCCCCUUUACCGCCCAUUCUGCCCCACAUCCCUUCCUC